AUGUCUCAAAAACCGAGACUCCUGUGCCUCCACGGCGGGGGCACCUCCGCCCAGAUCUUCCAGAUCCAGCUCAUCAGGCUGCAGCGCAUCCUCGACGCCCGCUUCGACUUCGUGUACAUCGACGCGCCCAUGGACUCGGCGCCCGGGCCCGGCGUACUCCCCGUGUUCGAGGGGUGCGGGCCCUACCGGCGCUGGGUCAGUGACGACCCCGCGACGCCCGCGGACGAGUUCCAGGCGCAGAAGGACGCCGCCGUGUCGUUCCUCAAGACAUACAUCAAGGAGAACGGCCCCUUCGCCGGGUUCGUCGGGUUCUCGCAAGGCUGCCGCGCAAUCUCGAGCCUGCUGCUCGAGCACCAGCGCGGGGGCGAUGAUUUUAUGGGGCCGGAGGCGAAGCCGUUUGCGCUGUUCAUCUGCGGCACGUUCCCGCCGUUCGUGCCGCACGAGGAGAAGAUCACGGCGCCGACGGUGCACGUGGUCGGGCUGGAGGACCCGUACGAGCCGGCGAGCGAGCAGCUGUAUGAGCAGUGUUCGGAGAAGAGCACGCGGAGGAUUCUGAGGUUUCCGGGGGGCCAUCACCUGCCGACUGCACCGGAGACGAUACAGCAUGUUGCGAACAUGACGUUGAGUGUUUACAAGGAGACGUUGAGGACGUAA
Colletotrichum aenigma is the source of this 654-nucleotide messenger RNA. RefSeq names its product Esterase FUS5 (gene FUS5-1). Gene Ontology annotation, cellular component: cytoplasm; nucleus. Gene Ontology annotation, biological process: secondary metabolite biosynthetic process. The record is from RefSeq and is a predicted model, not a curated record. NCBI's taxonomy places the organism in Eukaryota, Fungi, Ascomycota, Sordariomycetes, Glomerellales, Glomerellaceae. Bases 1 to 654 code for a protein of 217 amino acids. The transcript has a single exon.